AUGAAACUAUCGACUGAAAGUCGCGGAUUUAGAAUAACGCCGGAAAAAGCGGUGAAAUUUAUAAAAGUUAGUGUUUAUCUGACCUGCAUGUGGCCCCCGCAGGGAGACGAGUCCAAAAUUUCCUUCAAAUUCCGAAAGUACCUAUCCGUUUUUUUAUCCUUUGGAUUAUUCUUCCCGCUUCUAUUUUCGAUUGUUAUUUAUUUCAACGAUAUGUUAAUUAUUUUAAAAUCCGCGAUUUGUAUGACAGCUCUUGUUAAUUAUAUUUCCAAGGUCAUAAUUGUCACGAGGUAUCAUCGAGAAUUUGAGAAAUUUAGAUCUGUGUUGAAUGAAUUCAUACUGAAAGCAAGUGACUCCAGUAAAGUAGUUUUUCAAAAGUACGUCGACAAGUUUUGGAAAUUUCAAUUUUUUAUGGUGUUCUGUUACUACUUUGGAGCUACGGGAAUUAUUAUGGGGCCGUUGGUGCUGCCGCAGAAAUUCCCCACGGACGCAGUGUAUCCUUUUUCUGUGGAAAAUCCUGUAGUUGCUGGAAUUAUUUAUGCUCAUCAGGGCUUUGCAGCGUAUCUCGGCGCUGCUGGAAUGGUUCUGGACGGACAAGCAGCGUUGUUUUUGUGGUACCUCAACGCCAAAUUUGAUAUUCUCGUGUCUGAAAUUAAUCGAGUGGCUAAAAGAGAGGAUUUGUGUUGGUACAUUAGACAACAUCAAGAGAUACUCGCAUUUGCCGACGAAUUAAUCCCGCCAAUUCGCGCCCUAGCGUUUACAACAAUAUCAGUGACAAAAAUUUUAAUGAUUUCUAGUGGGUUUUUUCUAAUUUCGGACGAGUCUCUUCUAGUUAAGCUUCAGUUCGUCAUGGUAGCAAUAUCCUCAACAUUCAACACAUUUUUAUACUCCUGGGCUGCAGAUGAUCUGAUAAAUCUUUCGGGAGCGGCCAUGUCCAGUGAAAUUUUCAAUGUGUUUUACCGUCACUCCCUGAAAACGAAAAAAAUAUGUCUUUUUAUAAUUCACAGAGCCCAGAAGCCAAUUGUGAUAAACAUUCCAGGUCUUCUCGCUACUCUUUCAAGCGAAUACUAUGCAUCUUUUUUAUCAGCAGCGUUUUCAUGCUUUGCAACAAUUCACGCUGUUGUAAACUCCUAA
Messenger RNA from Cotesia congregata, 1131 nucleotides. NCBI's taxonomy places the organism in Eukaryota, Metazoa, Arthropoda, Insecta, Hymenoptera, Braconidae. The record is from the annotation of a GenBank genome assembly.